CCGUACUGCUGCGUGACGUCACUCCUGGCGUAGCCUGCCAGGAGUUCCAAUGGCUGCCAUCAGACUUGUGACAUGAAUAGGAGGAAAGUGAGGGCAGGAGAAACCAAUGGAGGAGCAGCCCCCUGUGUGGUGACCGGUCAGAGCGCCCCCUGGGGUCUUUUCUUCGCUCUGGUGGAGGUGAACAUGUUGGGGGUUCCUGGCAGCGGCUGAUCACAGCACCCUCAGUCUACACUGGAAGCAAUAACGCCACCAUGGGCAACGUCUUCGCUCUGCCGCCCCCCAGAGGCUCCUGGUGGAGCAGGCGGAAGCGGGCGCCGCUACCCAACCCGGGGAGCUUCGAUGAGCUGCACAAGAACUGCAAAGACGUCUUCCCGCAGCAGAUGGAGGGGAUGAAGCUGAUCAUCAAUAAGAACCUCAGCAGUCACUUCCAGGUCAGCCACCAGAUUCACAUGAGCUCCCUGGGCCUCUCCGGUUAUCACUUUAAUGCCAAGUACAUUGGAGACGUGCUGCCUGGUGCCAACGAGACAUUCCCUCUGCUGACUGGAGACCUGGACAGCGCAGGAAGCCUGAACGCCCAGGCCACCUGUCUCCUGGCGGAGCGCAUCCGAUCCAAAGCCGUGUUCCAGACUCAUCACUCCAAAUUCCUUACCUGGCAGGUGGAUGCGGAGUACAGGGGGGAUGACUGUACGGGGACCCUGACCCUGGGGAACCCCGACAUAAUCAAUGAGUCAGUGAUCCUGGUGACACAUUUUCUGCAGAGUAUCACUCCCCGGCUGGUCCUGGGCGGAGAGCUUGUCUAUCACCAGCGGUUGGGAGAAGAAGGAGCCAUAUUGACCUUGGCAGGAAAAUACUCUGCCCAGAACUGGGUGGCCACGCUUAAUAUUGGAUACGGAGGAGCGCACGCCAGCUACUACCACCGAGCAAACGACCAGAUCCAGGUCGGGGUAGAGUUUGAAGCCAACACCCGCCUGCAGGAGACGUCCUUUGCUUUCGGCUACCACCUGAACAUCCCCAAGGCCAAUGUGGUAUUUAAAGGGUCGGUGGACAGCUCGUGGUGCGUGGGGGGCGUCCUGGAGAAGAAGCUGCCCCCCAUGCCGGUCACCUUGGCCCUUGGGGCUUUUAUGAACCACUGGAAGAAUAAAUUUCACUGCGGGUUUAGCAUCCUGGUGGGAUGAUGAUGAUGAUGAUGAUGGACUGACGCCUCGCCCCACUACAGAUCGCCCACACGGGUCACCGCCCCAUAUACUGUCAAUAUAAAUUAUUAUUGGUCUAAAGUGCGGACUGACUUUCUGGGACACAGGACGAUGCUGCCCCCAAGUGGUGAGACCAGGCACUGCAUGUCAAGCACGCGGUUAUCUGUACACUCAGGCCUCAAUGUCUCAGGGCCUCAUCCCACCCCCCCCCCCCCCCAACCCAACGGCCUCGAUAACAGGGUCCAUACGGCUGGAGGGCAAAGACUCAUAGCAGGGACACCUUUCCUUCUACAUUCCAGCUACAUGGUGUGUUCUCUGUUGUGUUACGAUUGCAGGAGCUCUGUUUGGCCUGUUGGAGGCGCUGUUGAUGUUUAUAAAGCCGUUCUUU
This is a messenger RNA of Hyla sarda, 1581 nucleotides long. It is a transcript of the gene TOMM40L, whose product is annotated as translocase of outer mitochondrial membrane 40 like. The record is from RefSeq and is a predicted model, not a curated record. Gene Ontology annotation, molecular function: transmembrane protein transporter activity. Bases 252 to 1175 code for a protein of 307 amino acids. Lineage: Eukaryota; Metazoa; Chordata; Amphibia; Anura; Hylidae. Gene Ontology annotation, cellular component: mitochondrial outer membrane; mitochondrial outer membrane translocase complex. The transcript is spliced from 9 exons. Gene Ontology annotation, biological process: protein import into mitochondrial matrix.